CAUAUAUAUAUAUAUAUAUAUAUGUUGGCUUAUUACCUCAUGCUACUUUAUAUACCGCCUCAUGUCCCUCAUUUCACAUUCACCAGUAGCUACUUGAUUCCACUCUCCUGAAGCUCAUCCAACCAGUUGUUAAGCAGUGAAUACCCUCCGUGAUCUCGAUAAUUGAUCAAUUAAUUCGUACUUCCCAAUACUCUCAAAAUGGUUCGAAAUCUUGGACUCCUUUUAACCGGUCUGGCUACUACUUUAUUCGCAUCUCCCGUUUACAGCGCAGCACCACCAGCAUUUUUACUCGCCGGUGAUUCAACAACCGCCGUUCAGAAUGCAGGUUUAACAGGUGGUGGAUGGGGUAAUGGUUUCUUGGCUACCCUUCGCAAUGGAGCUGGAGGUAUCAAUUAUGGACACAAUGGUGCAACGACUGUAAGCUUUGUGAAUGGUGGCGAUUGGGCAAAAGUGUUGGCAUCUGUAGCAAAGUAUAAGACAGACUAUACAACUUUUGUUACAAUUCAAUUCGGCCACAAUGAUCAAAAGGCAACAGCAAACAUCUCAGUUGCGGAGUACAUGACCAAUUUGAAGAACAUGGCAGAGGAUGUAGUAGCGGCUGGUGGAACUCCAAUUCUCGUCACUUCUCUCACCCGCCGAGCGUUCAAUAGUUCAGGCCUUGCUAAGGAAGAUCUGGCCGUCCAAGCCAAUGCUACCAUAGCUGUUGCUAAAUCGAUCGGAUCCUUAUACAUAGAUCUUAACCGCGCAUCCACAGACUAUGUCGAUGCUAUUGGGGCGACUGAUGCUGCGACGUACAACUUGAAACCAACGGAUUUCACACACAUUAAUGCUGCCGGAAGUGUCUUGUUCGGAAAUAUCGUCAGUGGAUUGAUCGAUGUGGCCGUGGGUAGCUCAAUGGGUUUCGAUAUUACGACUUAUACGAAGCCGAAUGCGACAAUUGCCAAAGAUGUUGCCAGUGGAACUUAUAUAUUUCCGAGUGGAUUUGGAACUCUACCAAAUAACACCCUUCCAGCAUAGGAUUUUUGCACGAUGAAAGAAGGCUUUGGAAAUUGUAUAUACUUUGUGAGAUUUCUUUUCUGGAAACAGUGUAUACUAUGAUAUGAGAUUCAAUGAAAUGAAGAUAAUUAUUUACCUGAAUUUUCUGGUCGGGCUUUUGUUCUUGAAUGCAACAUGAAAGCAGAUGGAACCACUUUCGAAACCCUGUGAAAUGGAAAGAAAUGACGGCGAGCAAUGGUAUGCCAGCUCGGAACGGUCCUUGAUGAAUGCUUUAUAUGAGAAAAUGCUGAGAAAUACUUGAAAACACACCUCUCUUACGAAAUUACAUGAUUCAAAAUUCAAUCUCAAAUCUCACC
Botrytis porri is the source of this 1352-nucleotide messenger RNA. RefSeq lists its product as uncharacterized. The transcript has 3 exons. Bases 199 to 1017 code for a protein of 272 amino acids. Lineage: Eukaryota; Fungi; Ascomycota; Leotiomycetes; Helotiales; Sclerotiniaceae. The record is from RefSeq and is a predicted model, not a curated record. Gene Ontology annotation, molecular function: hydrolase activity.